Messenger RNA from Scutellospora calospora, 260 nucleotides. Lineage: Eukaryota; Fungi; Glomeromycota; Glomeromycetes; Diversisporales; Gigasporaceae. The record is from the annotation of a GenBank genome assembly.
UUGAACUAAGACAAUGCUAUAGGGAAUAUAAAGCUAGUCAAAAAGUAUUAAAAAGUAAGGAUAAUACAUAUAAUAUAUCUUUACCUAAGCAAGACAACUCUUAUAAAGAACCAAAUAGUGAAAUGUGUAGUCAUAAUGCAGUCAAUAAAACAACUAAUAAUAUAGAAACAACAGUUUGUAUAGUAGAAAAUAAAGAGAUAGUAGGAACAGAAGCUCUGCCAAUAGAAUUACCACAAGAUAGAAAUUCAAACUUACAAUAG